Molecule: messenger RNA, 337 nt
Organism: Trematomus bernacchii (emerald rockcod)
Lineage: Eukaryota; Metazoa; Chordata; Actinopteri; Perciformes; Nototheniidae
Biological process (GO): mitochondrial electron transport, cytochrome c to oxygen
Cellular component (GO): mitochondrial envelope
Source: RefSeq, a predicted model, not a curated record
CCGUGAUGACGUAUUGCGUCACGUCAUACGUCAUACCUCCUCCACUUGAGACCAGAAAGAAGAAGAAACAUGGCUGCAAGGUUGUUGCUCCGCUCCGCUCUCAGAGCCGCUAAAACAUGCCGUGCUGCCCCGGUUCCGGCUCUGAGUCGCGGCAUGGCUGCUGGAGGAAUCCCCACUGACGAGGAGCAGGCCACCGGCAUGGAGAAGAUCAUCAUGAAGGCCAUGAAGGAGGGGUCGGACCCGUACAGCAUGCUGAAGCCCAAAGCGUACGCCGGCUCUAAGGCCGACCCUCACAUCGUGCCCUCCAUCACCAGCCAGAGGAUCGUGGGAUGCGUCU